Molecule: messenger RNA, 513 nt
Organism: Ipomoea triloba (trilobed morning glory)
Lineage: Eukaryota; Viridiplantae; Streptophyta; Magnoliopsida; Solanales; Convolvulaceae
Product: early nodulin-like protein 1
Exons: 2
Coding region: 1-513 (170 amino acids)
Cellular component (GO): plasma membrane
Molecular function (GO): electron transfer activity
Source: RefSeq, a predicted model, not a curated record
AUGGCUUUGAUAAUGGCUUCAAGCUUGGCUUUAGGGCUUGUGUUUUUUAGUGCUGCAGGUUUGUGUGAGGCAAAGGAUUUUGUGGUUGGUGGUCAAUCAGGGUGGAAGAUCCCUUCAUCUCCUGAUGAGUACAACCGUUGGGCUGGCGAAAAUCGAUUCAAUAUCGGAUACAUUCUUGUUUUCAAGUAUCCAUGUAAUAAUGACUCGGUGCUGGAAGUGUAUGAGGAUGACUACAAGAAAUGCAACACCAAAAACCCUAUAAAAUCCUACGUCAGCAACGGAAACACUGAGGUUGUGCUAGAGCGAUCAGGGCCGAUUUUCUUCAUAAGCGGACAAGAUGGCCAUUGCGACAAUGGACAAAAGCUUGCGGUCGUGGUUUUGUCUCCCAAACACACCCCUCCGGUGCCGACGCCUACUCUAGCUCCGGAGGCUAACAGCAACGAUGGGCCGCCGAUGGUUGUGGCGGCCCGUCUUGCUUUGUUGCUACUGCUAUUGCCAACUUUGUUUUAUUAG